This is a messenger RNA of Moneuplotes crassus, 2020 nucleotides long. NCBI's taxonomy places the organism in Eukaryota, Ciliophora, Spirotrichea, Euplotida, Euplotidae. The record is from the annotation of a GenBank genome assembly.
UAAAAAUUUAAAUUUUUGCAAAAUGUUGAUUAACCAGGAAGACUUAGCUAAACUCUGGAAUGACUUAACCGCUUGCUCCGGAGAAGGAUGCACUAUAAAAAUAUUUGUAGCGAACAACUGCGAUGCACUUUCCGCCUUUAAGAUAUUGACAAACCUACUUGCAGAGAGCUCAAUUAGCUAUUCAUGAAAGCCGGUAUUCAGCUACAGUGACAUAUACGAGGGAAUUACAAAGGAAUCCUUGCCUGAGGAGAUAAAGUCGUUAAUCUUCCUCAACUGUGGUGCAAAGAUUGAUUUCACUGAACAGUGGUUCUACCAGGGAGACUCUGAUAUCAAGACAUACAUUUUUGAUUCUGCAAGACCAAUCCUGCACAACAAUGUUCUGACCACGAAGGGAGUCUACGUAGUUGACUUUGGAGAUAUCCAGAUCGAGGACUGCCCUGAGGACAAGGACAUUCAAGCCUUCAACGACCCAGAAGGCGAAGGCGACAAUGAUUCGUGUGUUGACGGUGAAAAAGAAUAUGAGAUGCUCAUUAAUGGCGGGAAAGACGAAAAAGAGCCCAAAGAAGAAUCUAAAGAAGAAACUAAGGAACUUGACCCUGAAGAAGAUGAUUUUAAUAUUGAUGAAAUCGGCAAGAAGAGGAGACGUGAGGAAGACACUCAGGAGGAUGACAAAUCCAAGAGGAAGAAAAGAUACCAGGAGUACUAUAGUGGAGAGUACUUCACGACUUGUUGCUCAUACUUUACCUACUGUCUUGGAGUUCAUUUGAAUAAACAGAGUGUGGAAUUCUUCUGGCUCUGGAUCUUAGGACUUACUGAUCAAUUCAUACAUUCAAAAAUUUCUCAUGAGGAGUACUUGAGAGAAUAUGAGAAGUGUAAGAAGGACUUCCUUCUGAUAUCAGAUCAGAAUUUUAAUCAAGAGAAUAAUUCUCACAACUUUAACCAAUCAGGAGAAGGUGCUGAGGGAGGACUUCAGUUCGACAACAAAGGAUACUUCUAUAAAAAUGUUGAUCUUGACACUGAAAACUUUACAGUAGGGUCAAUUAUCCCCUCUCAGGAGUUUAGGUUCAUGUUCUUAAGAUCUUGGUCUCUAUAUGAAGCCGCAAAGAAUUCAGAAUACAUUGCUAUUAAGCUUAAAUUGUGGCAGGAUGCUGGUAAAGGAGAGCUAGCCAGAUUUUUACUGACUCUCGGAAUCCCAGAGCAUGAGUAUACUCAGAAGUACAAAUUCAUGUCUCCAAAAUACAAAAAGAUGCUUCAGGAGAAAGGUGCUGAAGUUGGUUCCAAGUUUGGGCUCGAUGAUCUCCUCUUCUCUAGUUUUGUCAGACAGAUUAACAAUAAGACCCAGAUGAAUGCUGCUGAUAUUGUUUAUAUAGUCACUUCUCUGAUGGAGUCUCCUAAACCAGUGAUGAUCGACAAAAUCCCUGGGGAGGGAAACUUAGAAGACAUUCAUAAGCAUUUGGAAGCAUUCGACCCGGAAAAUUUCUCUAUCAAGGAUUUUAGAGAAAACCAGAUUGAUAACUUCUGGUCAGCUUAUGAUUCUUUGGACAAUAAAAACUUUGACCUUAUAAGUUGAGGAGUAAAUAUGAGCAAGGAAUAUCAAAAGGGUUUGAUAUCCCUUGGGUCUUCUAUCAUUAUGAACAAGAAAGUCAAUCCUUGCACCUUCUUCAGGUAUGCGAUUGUCUCUAAUGACGUUCUUGCAGAAGUGAAAUUAUUCCACCAUCCGUUAGCCAUUCAGAAACUAGCCUUGUUUGUUAUGGAAGCAUACCUUUCAACUCGGAAGGUGAAAGAUCCUAAGCCCAUGGUGUUAGCAGUGAAGAACUCAAUGAAAGAUGUUUACUUAUGAGCUGGUGUUCUUGGAAGACAGAAUACUUAUAUAAAAUCAAGAAAUGAUUUUGGAGAUCAGUUCCGUGAUGCUGCAGAAAAGAUUGAAUCUAACUUUAACCAUGAUGGGUUUGAUACAUCUCUGAUAGAAAUAAAGGCUGCCAACUUCGAUGAGUUCCUUGAUGAAUUAUUGACAUUUUAG